Molecule: messenger RNA, 448 nt
Organism: Sitophilus oryzae (rice weevil)
Lineage: Eukaryota; Metazoa; Arthropoda; Insecta; Coleoptera; Curculionidae
Exons: 4
Coding region: 33-410 (125 amino acids)
Source: RefSeq, a predicted model, not a curated record
CAUUCACUAAAGUACCUUUUAGAAAUUUCAAUAUGAAAUAUCUUCUAUUUUUUCUAUAUACCCUGCUUCCAACUUAUGUUCUUUUAAAGCCUACUGAAGAAAUAUCUACCUUAAAUUCAGAGGAUUCGGUAGAAAGCCGUGCUGGGAUCGUAGAUGUACUAAAUCCAGCCAACUUGUUCAAUUCUUCUAAUGAUAAUAAAGAUAAUUCUAUCUUAAAACCACUACAAAGUUUAACGCAAAUAAAUAAUAUGGGAGACACACUAAAGGAUACCAAAAUCUUCUUUGCCUCUAUCCAAGGACUUGUGAUGCCUGGUAAUGUUGCGACAGCUGGCAUUAGUAAUUUUUUCAAGUAUUUUGAAGGCAUUCAAAAUAUCCCUAACGUGAAUAUCUUUAAUCAAAAUAAGACAUAACAGAUAUUGUAUUACUAAUGUAUCAGUAAAAUAUUGUA